UUUGGUUUGCGGUCACACUUUUGUGUUUUUUGGGAAAAAUGAGCGUAUUGGUAAAAGAUAAACAAACUUGUUGUUGGCCGUGGCAAAAGAGAGGCUAGUGUUGGCCAGUGAACUGGGCUUAAAGCAGCGGCCGUUGCCGGUCAUUAACACAACUACAGCGCCACUGAAGUCAAUAACAACGCUAGCAGCGAGCAGACGGAAGACAACGCUCAGCAUUAAAAGCCGCGAGCCACAACAAUCAACGGCAUUGGUGUCCAAGAAAGAAACGUAAAAUAUGGGUCUGCGUUUCCAGCAGCUGAAGAAGCUAUGGCUGCUUUACUUGUUUUUGCUAUUUUUUGCAUUCUUUAUGUUUGCAAUUAGCAUAAACUUAUAUGUGUCAAGCAUACAGAAUGCCGAAGUUGAACCACGUCAUCCGAAACCGCCGCCCAAACGCCGCUCGCUAUGGCCAUAUAAAAAUAUAGUGGCUCAUUAUAUUGGCAAGGGAGACAUCUUCGGCAAUAUGACUGCAGACGAUUACAACAUUAACCAGUUCGAGCCCAAGCAAGGUGAAGGCGCCGACGGGCGGCCCGUAAUUAUUCCGCCGCGCGAUCGAUUUCGUAUGCAACGCUUCUUUAGACUUAACAGCUUCAAUCUGCUGGCCAGCGAUCGUAUACCGCUGAACCGCACGCUCAAGGACUACAGAACACCAGAAUGCCGUGAUAAGCGCUAUGCUAGCGGAGACUUGCCCACCACAUCGGUCAUUAUAGUCUUUCACAACGAGGCUUGGUCUGUGCUGCUGCGCACCAUAACGAGCGUUAUCAAUCGCUCACCCAAGCAUCUGCUCAAAGAGAUUAUACUUGUAGAUGAUGCCAGCGAUCGCUCCUUUCUCAAGCGUCAGCUGGAGGCCUACAUCGAUGUGCUCGCUGUGCCAACGCGUCUCUAUCGCAUGAAGGAGCGCAGCGGACUGGUGCCCGCUCGUCUCAUGGGUGCUCAGCAUGCGCGCGGCGAGGUAUUGACCUUCUUGGACGCGCAUUGUGAGUGCUCGCGUGGUUGGCUUGAACCACUCUUGGCGCGCAUUAAACAAUCACGCGAGGUCGUCAUCUGCCCGGUCAUUGACAUCAUCUCGGAUGAUAAUUUUAGCUACACCAAGACCUUUGAGAAUCACUGGGGCGCUUUCAAUUGGCAGCUGAGCUUCCGUUGGUUCUCCUCGGAUCGCAAGCGCCAGAGCACACCAAAGCCCAAGGAUGUUACCAUGCCAGUCGCCACGCCCGGCAUGGCGGGCGGGCUCUUUGCCAUUGAUCGCAAAUAUUUCUAUGAAAUGGGCGCCUACGACAGCAACAUGCGCAUCUGGGGCGGCGAGAAUGUGGAAAUGUCUUUUCGCAUUUGGCAAUGCGGUGGACGCAUAGAGAUAAGUCCUUGCUCCCAUGUGGGCCACAUCUUUCGCAGCAGCACGCCCUAUACUUUCCCAGGUGGCAUGAGCGAGGUGCUGGCCUCAAAUUUAGCGCGAGCUGCCACAGUUUGGAUGGAUGACUGGCAGUACUUUGUGAUGCUCUAUACGUCUGGACUGUCGCUGAGCAGCAAGGACAAAGUGAAUGUGACUGAACGCAUAGCGCUGCGUGAGAAGCUGCAAUGCAAGCCAUUCUCCUGGUACUUGGAGAACAUCUGGCCAGAGCACUUUUUCCCAGCGCCAGAUCGCUUCUUCGGCAAGAUUAUAUGGCUGGAUGGAGAGACAGAAUGCGCGCAGGCUUAUAGUCAGCAUAUGAAGAAUCUGCCAGGACGUGCGUUGUCCAGAGAAUGGAAGCGCACAUUCGAAGAGAUUGAAAGCAAGUCGGAGGAGUUUAUGUCAUUGAUUGAUCUAGAGCGGGAUAAGUGCUUGAGGCCGCUGCACGACGAUGUGCCCAGGUCAACGCUACAGCCUGUCACAGUGGGCGAUUGCACUUCGCAUGCGCAAUCCAUGGACAUGUUUGUGAUUACGCCCAAGGGACAGAUUAUGACAAAUGACAAUGUGUGCUUAACCUAUCGUCCGCCCAAGCAGGGCUCCAUUAAGCUGCUGCGAAAUCGCAAUGUAACUUUAUCAAAUAUUAUGCUCACACAAUGCGCCGUCGACUCGAGUCAGUUCUGGACCUACGACAUGGAUACACAACAAAUUUCGCAUCGUGAAACGAAACUUUGCCUGACGCUCAAAUCUGCCACAAAUGCCAAGACUCAAAAGGCUGAGAAAGUGGUGCUCAGCAUGGAAUGCAACUUCAAGGAUAUAACACAAAAAUGGGGACUCAUACCACUGCCAUGGCGCAUGUAAUGCCAUAACAAAAACACACACACACACAAAUUCAUACGCAAACCCAACAUAAUGUGAUAUUUAUUGAAAUUGUUUAACGAAUCCCCCACACACAAACACACACACACACACCAACACUUAUACACACACACAAGACACAGAGACACUUGUUUUUACGUUGAACACCGAUAACACGCCCACAAGAAUUGUUUUUGAAACAUUAUUGAGUGCAUUGAUAGCCUAUUGGCUAAUGCAUUGCGAUAUUGAUGGCACUCUCUAUGCAAUUCUAUGUCAUAUUUAUUAAGUCCAAAACCAAUUUUAAACAAUUUUUAAA
Molecule: messenger RNA, 2591 nt
Organism: Drosophila busckii
Lineage: Eukaryota; Metazoa; Arthropoda; Insecta; Diptera; Drosophilidae
Gene: Pgant3
Product: polypeptide N-acetylgalactosaminyltransferase 3
Exons: 7
Coding region: 275-2278 (667 amino acids)
Cellular component (GO): Golgi apparatus
Source: RefSeq, a predicted model, not a curated record